CCGAACUCUUCAUUGUGUCCAACGAGCGGUGACUGUAUAGCGGGCCCGCGCAUGCGCAGUUAGAGCCCCGGAGCCGCAGGAGAUCAGAGAUGCGCUCCGGAGUGAGGGACAGUGACUUCGAUAUGAGUGCCAAAGUCAACAUGGAGGCUCCACCCAAAGAACCUGAUCGCAUCCCACUGGACCCGGCGUCCUCCUCGUCCCCCAGCGACACCGUCCUGGUCUGUGGGAGUGGGAGCGAUGCCGUGGCCAAGAAGCCUCGACCCCAGCCUCACACCACCACAGCUCUGCUCCUACCAGCUCCAGCUCCUAGUCAUCAGAAGAUGGAGGUGACUCAGGCUGUUGCCCUUGGAGACACAGGUAAAGGAGUCAGAGCCAAUGAGACCGCCCCUCCCACUCUGACAGCACAUGUGGGCGGGGCUUGUAGCAUCGUACACGUCCUGGAGUGGAAGGAGGGCAUGGCCAUUUUACCCAGCAGCAACCUCAAGUUCUGUGUGAGUGACGUAGGAACGCUGAGUACACUCAUCACUCCUGGGACCACCAGCAGCACCACUGAACCAGCAGCAGGGACUUCUGGGAGAUCUGCUGAUGCAGAAAACGCUCCCCCAGACAAGCCAGAAGUAUUGGCCCCUGUUGUGUCUGUGAGGGGAGCAGCCAUGGAGCCGGAGCGGCAGGUUCAGGUCAAUAAACCUGAAGUCCAGGUCGGACCAGGACAGCAGAACCACGACCCCAGAGCCCAGAGGAGCUUCAGUGAAGAACUACGCAGAGAGCCCAUCAUGGACAAGAGGAGCAUUGUAGUGGAAAAGGUUCCGGCAGGAGGGAGAGUUUCAUCCCUGAACCCAGACCACCUGAAGCCCAUGAGGAAGAGGAAGAGGAAGGAAUAUUUGAGUCCAUCAGAUGAAGACUCAGACAUCGAGGGCACGGAUGAGAAAAUGGACGAUUCUAAAGCAGAUAGCAGACACAUUAGAGGAGGUGGGGACAGUAAGGCAGAACAGUGGACGUGGGCUCAGUAUCUGGAGGAAACCAAAGCUGUGGCUGCUCCCAAUAAGCUUUUCCAAGAGUCUCAGAGAGUCCCGACAGUGAAGAACGGCUUUAAACAGGGCAUGAAGCUGGAAGGCAUUGACCCACAGCAUCCGUCCAUGUACUUUGUCCUCACUGUGGCUGAGGUCUGCGGUUACCGACUGAGGCUCCAUUUUGACGGCUACUCUGACUGCCAUGACUUCUGGGUAAACGCCAACUCCGCCGACAUCCAUCCUGCAGGCUGGUGUGAGAGCACCGCACACAAACUGCACACUCCCAAAGGUUGUAAAGAGGAGGAGUUCACCUGGACCAACUACCUGAGGAUGACUAAAGCACAAGUUGCUCCAAAGGAAGUCUUUGCCAGUCCUGGGAGGAUUGAUGUCAAAUGUAGUUUCGAGGUGGGAAUGAAGCUGGAGGCCGUCGAUCGUAUGAACCCUUCACUCAUUUGUGUAGCAACCGUUACUGACGUGGUGGACGACCGCUUCCUCGUCCAUUUUGACAACUGGGACGACACAUAUGAUUACUGGUGUGAUUCAAGUAGUCCUUACAUUCAUCCCAUCGGCUGGUGUCAGGAGAGAAACCUCCCACUAACGCCACCUCAAGAUUAUCCAGACCAGAGCCGGUUUUCUUGGUCUCGUUACCUGGAGGAAACCGGUGCAAAGGCAGUGGCCGCUGAUGCCUUCAAAGUGCGUGCACCUCACAGUUUCCAGCCACAGAUGAAACUGGAGGCUGUGGACAAGAGGAGUCCUGGUCUGAUCAGGGUGGCCACAGUGGAGGAGGUUGAAACCCACCGCAUUAAGGUCCAUUACGACGGCUGGAGUCACGUUUACGAUGAGUGGAUGGACUCCGACCACCCCGACAUCCAUCCAGCAGGCUGGUGUGAAGCGACCGGUCACCCACUGAAAGUUCCACCACGGGACACCAAAACUCCACAGCCACACGGGGUGAGGGAGCCUCCUGCUGCAGGUCAGUCCACCUACCCCUCCUCUGUUCCCUGUAAACCCAUCAGCCACCCCAGAACCAACAAAUACAGCUUCCACAACAGGAAGUGUCCAACUCCUGGUUGUGACGGUUCAGGUCAUGUGACUGGUCGGUUCACUGCACAUCACCGCAUAUCUGGCUGCCCGCUGGCUGAGCGUAACCAGGGUCGACUGAAGGCCGACCUGUCGGACUCAGAGUGCAAGAGGAACCGUUUCUUUGGCCAAAGAACCAAGAAAACCCAUUAUCGUGGCAGGAUCGGCCGCCCUCCGAAAUACAGGAAGAACGAGCAGAGAGACUAUCAGAACAUGUCGUCAGAAGGCGUGUAUCCGUCGUUGUUCAUGUCAGCUCUCAGCGGUCAGUCGGACAGGACUCUGUCUCUCUGCUGGGAGCAGCACUGUAAACUACUGCCCGGAGUUCAGGGCAUCCACGCCAGUCAGGUGGCGGCAUGGAGUGUUGAAGAGGUCUUCAGGUUUGUUCAGAAUCUAAUUGGCUGUGAAGAGCAGGCUCGUCUCUUCAAAGAAGAGAUGAUCGAUGGCGAGGCCUUCCUGCUGCUCACACAGACUGACAUUGUGAAGAUCAUGAGCAUCAAGCUCGGCCCCGCCCUCAAGAUCUCCAACGCCAUCCUCAUGUUCAAGAGCACAGACGAGGGAUUGAAGUGAUCCCGAACCUCACUCACCGGGCGCUGGGCCAACAAUCAUCAUGUGCCAAAUCCAUUCUGUUCCAGGGAAAAGACCCUGACCUCUUUUCAUGUGUUUGGUGUCCUGUACCCAUCAGAGAGAGGGAGGGGGGAGGGGGGUCCAACCAGGGUUAAAGGAGAAAUGAAGGAGACGCUGAAGGAAUGACGGACAGAAACAGAAGUUUUUAGAGAAGAUGAAAAAGGUGAAUAGGAGGCAGAUGACAGGUGAUGGUUUUCACCUGAUGCGUUUGAGUCUGAAUCCCCUAAAUCAGAGAGAGGUUUAGUUUUAUCCUCCUAUUUUUAUGACAAAUCAGAAUGCAAUGAAGAGACCUUUCUUUAUAUAGUAUGUUAAAGUGCAGCAAAAUAUAUAUAUAUAAAAAAAAAAAAAAACUUACAACAAAUGAAAACUUAUUAUUCUACAAUGAUGGCAUUCUGUCUGUUGUACAGGAAUUACAGCAUUAAAACCAGAAAAUCUAACAGACUUAUUUAUAGAUAUGUACAGAUGAUAUUUCAUGGAAGCAAAAUUAUUUUAAAAUGAGAAAUUGUUAAUUUUAUUCGUAAGUAGCUCUGUAACAAGUGGGCUAAUGUACAAGGAGGUGGUUAUUAUGGUAAAAUAAACCCCUUCAGGGUCAAGGUAGUUUAUUUCAGAACAAAGACACACUUAUCAUUCCAUACCUAAAAUAAUUACGUUUUUUUUUUUUCUUUUUUUUUUCUUUUUUUUUUUUUUUACCAUGGCCAAUAGUUGAAAAGUACAAUGAUGAAAACAUGAUAAUGACACUACUCAUCCCCUGUGAGAAACUGAGGUGUGUAGUCACUCAUGUAAGAGACAAAUACACAACAUAUUAAGUACAACAUAUAACAAAGGUAGUAAUGCAGUAUAUACGGGAUUAAAAACACAAUUGCUUAAAGCUGCAGGAGCCGAAAUCAGGGGAAAAAACACCAGAAUUUGUAAAUAUACACAUUCCUUCUGGAGCACUCUCCUUUCGGCCCAAACCAAAAGAUGAAAUAUAAAUAUACCUGAUGAUGUUUAACAUCACUGUGGAACAAUAAUGGCACUUCUCCAAUCUCUUGCAUCAAACCACAAAGUAGAGCAGUGGAGUCACAUCUGAUGGAAUCUCAUGAGUUAUCAAUAGCGUAUCCAACCUCCCUACCUGUCUGAACACCUAUGAGCAGCCAAAAUCUAGCAUUAUAAGGUUGAUUUUGAAUAGGAGGGGAUAAGGAUUCUCUUUUCCUCUCAGACCAGUUGUAUUACAAAUAAGCUAAAAGAACUUCAGUUUUAAUAUUAAAGUAGUCCGUAAAGGCUGAUAACAAAAUGUCAUCUGCUGCCACAUCAGUGCAAACAGAUCAACAUAUUUUCAGAAAUGACGACAAUUACAGUGUUAAGUCGGUAUGUUUUUUGCGGGGAAAAACACAGUACUUGGACUAAACCAUCAGUGUGAAAACCCUUGAGAUUGCAGAUGAUGACUGUGAACUAAAGGGGGCGACUGAACCACUGUAUAUAAGUAUGUAAGAGGAUGGGACGGACUGUGGGUAGAGGGAAAUAGGUGCCCAAAAAGAAGAAAGAGGAAUAAAAAGCAGGUAAGGAGGCUGGUCAGUGAAGCUCUAACACGCUUCACCUCUUGUGCAAUAAAAGAUGAGACAGAUGUACUGUAACUGGUAACACUCAACAUCACAGAUUCUUGGAAAAAAGUCAACUAGUGACAGAUAAAGACAGAGAAAACCUUUGCUAAUUUUUGAUAUCAGAAAAUAGUAUCAGUAAGAUUAAACUGCACAUUCAGUAUGGCGUCAGAAGCUGUGAUUUUAAGUGUUGCCAUCUUAUCUAAAAUCUGAAUGAAAGAACAGCAUGAGACAACACUGUUGUGAGUUUUUGUCUAUAAAUAAUUUAUUUUGCAAUUUCUAAAAGAUGAAAAGAACACAAACUUUGCACUGGCAUUUUAGCACAACUGUGAAACCCAUGUGGAUUUUUCACUGAUGUCCCUGUAUUUGGUCACUAGAGAGUGCAAAAAUCCACAGUUUAGCCCUAUAAACACAGAUUGAAGAGAGCUUUUAGCAGUUUACAUGUGACGAAAACUCCACUCAGAGUGCGUUCCGCAAAAUGUUUACAUUUUACGUCAGAAAUAGAAAAAAGAAAAAAAAAAAAAAAAGAAAAGAUAUAGAAACUAUUGUACGUAUUAACAUUGUGAGAUGAAAGUUAUUUAUUUUACUGGACUGUUUUAAGGGCUCUUGGAUUCUUGACUAUUUCUUCUUUGUGUGUCUCUCUGGUGGGAUUUGUGUGUGCGUGUGUGUGCGUGUCUAGAUAAUCUUUGGUCACAAAUCAUUCAGUGCAUAUGGAAUUAAUAAACAUCCAAACUUGUCUUGUCUGA
Molecule: messenger RNA, 5037 nt
Organism: Sphaeramia orbicularis (orbiculate cardinalfish)
Lineage: Eukaryota; Metazoa; Chordata; Actinopteri; Kurtiformes; Apogonidae
Gene: l3mbtl1
Product: L3MBTL histone methyl-lysine binding protein 1
Exons: 22
Coding region: 90-2657 (855 amino acids)
Biological process (GO): negative regulation of DNA-templated transcription
Cellular component (GO): nucleus
Molecular function (GO): chromatin binding; histone binding; zinc ion binding
Source: RefSeq, a predicted model, not a curated record